CGGGCUCCUGUCGGCAGUUAAACGGCCAAUCCCGCCGUUAGUAGCCGCACUUGGUAGCGCCGCCUUUCUGAGGAGAGCCCGCCCUUUUCUCUCACCCCGCCCGCCCAUGGCCGCCAUGUUGCGCGGGACGUCGGCGCGACGAGGUCAGCGGGCGGGGCUGCUCCGCUGGUACCAAAUCCCGCUGUCCUCGGCCCGUGUGCCCCGCUCGGGGCUCUUCAGCUCGUCCUUCCAGUACAGCCUGUGUUCCUACCAGCAGCUCCGUGUCAGUAAACACCUCCGGGUAGGCCGCCCCUUCCUCCCGCCGCCGCUCGGCCCAGUGGAUCCGCGGCCUCCGGCCUCACCGCCCCCAAUGAGGCCUCAGGGCGGAGCACGGACAGCCCUGCAGUGCCCCAAGCAGCCCCGUGGCUCCCGCAGGGCACGACGGCCUCGUGCCAGCCCCCGGCGUCCAGCCCAGCGGGGCUCAGCCUCGUGCUCCCCAUGGAGUGCAAUGCAGCCCAGCAUUGUCAGUGAGGGCAGGAUGGUGCCACAGCGAGCAGUGGACGUGGCAACGACAUCGUCCAGUGACAGUGAUGAGGAGCUGAUCCCUCUGAAGGAGCUGCUGGCUGGCAGCAGUGGGCCCUCAAGCCCCGCUGAGCACAGGGAGGUUGUGUGCCCACAGCCAGACCCGCUGGCCAACAGCCUGGAUGCGCUGCUGCUGGAGAAGAGGGAGCAGUGCCCGGCCAGGGCAGUGGAGGACGGCCUGAUGCAGCUGGGUGUGAGCAGUGGCAGCCCACAGGAGUCGUCAGAUGAGGACACGCAGCUCCUCGAGGAGCAGAGGGCCUUCCUGGCACGUUUUGAACUGAAGCUGCUCACCUUCCCCACCACUCACCCUGGGGAGCCCAUCUUCCACAGCUGCCCGCUCCCACCGCCCAUCCUGGACACGUAUGGGCUGCAGCCUCGCAGCGUCCUGGAGCAGAAUUUCCUCUGCGCUUCUCCUGCUGGCCAAGUGGCCUUUGUACGUGACGGUUACCUCAACCUGCUCUACCAAACCACGUCUGCCUGCCCGCUGCCCGUCCUACGCUGGCUCUUCCAGCUGACGAGCACGUGGCCAGACAGAACCAACGCCUUCCGGACACUGUGGGAGAUGUGGAUGAGAAGCGAUGAUGAGCCCUGGUGCCCCACACUGCAGGAUAUUGGCCAGGCCUUUGCCUACAUGGGUGCUGACCUGGAGACCCUGCGCUGCCGGCGGCUGCUGCCCCCCGAGCUGUGCCCCACAGACACCAGGCCGCAUCCAGAGCGGGGAAACCUCAGCGCAGCCGACACGCUGGCCCUGGUGACGCAGCUGGGGGACGUGUGCAAGCUGCUCACGGUGUCUGUGGUUGCCUGUCCGUGCCACUACCCCGACCGUGCCCGCAGGGAGCUGCUGACGCUGCUCUGCUUCCUCAGCCUGGACCGCGCGCUGCGCUGCCAACCACUGCCCGACCUGUGGCACCUCCUGCACUGCCUGCUGGACGGCAUCGUGGCCUGGAAGGAGCAGCUGCCCGUGCUCUGCCUGUCCCUGUGCCAGCUCUCCCAGCACCAUCACAGCCUGCUGACCGUGGCACGACUGCUACCAGAUAUCACGGACAGGGAGAGGGAGCUCCGCAGGCGCCUGAGCCUUUGUGCCAUGGCCCAGCUGCUGGGGGAGGCGCCGUACAAUGUUCUGGCCCUUGGGGCGGAGGAAGAGCUGCCUGCGCUGGAGCAGCUCCUGGCACAAUCCUGGCCUGACAACCUGCAUCUCCCCACUCCCCCCGAUGCCAUGGAACUCGAGCAGGAGACCUGCUACCUGAGCCGCAGCCUCCUCUACCUGGCCGACAUCGUGGUGGGCACGGAGCGGCCGCGGGACGAGCAGCGGGGACACCUGCAGCGGCUGUGCACCCAGCUGGAGCAGUUCUUCGGGUCGGGGCUGCACGAGGACAUGGGGCAGUUCUAUCGUUCCCAGCUGAAGAACUUGGCCACGGUGCUGUACAUCAAGUGGCACGAGCUGCUGGAGUAAGGGGAGCACCCAGGGGGAACCCCAUUAAACAGCCCCACGUCACCCCAA
This is a messenger RNA of Coturnix japonica (Japanese quail), 2062 nucleotides long. RefSeq names its product family with sequence similarity 178 member B (gene FAM178B). NCBI's taxonomy places the organism in Eukaryota, Metazoa, Chordata, Aves, Galliformes, Phasianidae. The record is from RefSeq and is a predicted model, not a curated record.